This is a messenger RNA of Suillus plorans, 3603 nucleotides long. RefSeq lists its product as uncharacterized. The transcript is spliced from 7 exons. The record is from RefSeq and is a predicted model, not a curated record. The coding region runs from base 1 to 3603 and encodes 1200 amino acids. NCBI's taxonomy places the organism in Eukaryota, Fungi, Basidiomycota, Agaricomycetes, Boletales, Suillaceae.
AUGGGUGAUGAAACGGAGGUUGCUCUUGUGCGGAAACGGCCCCGCGGCAUUCUACAUGAUGAAUCAGAGCAUUCAAGGUUACGGAAACGGCUACACUCAGCGAUCCAGGAACCUACUAAGAACCCAAUCCCAGAUGUUCCCUCAGUUGUCCGACUUCACGAGCUGCACUGCCCAGAUUCAAGCCACGUCUUAAAAGAUAUGCCAUUCCCGGCUCCUCUAGCCUCUAAUUGUCCACUCCUAUCCAUCUUUGGGAUUGCGUUUACCUGCUAUGGUUUUAUUUGCAGCAUCCACCAAAGGGUCAUUCCACCAAAGAGAUUACUGCAACAUAUAAGACUCCCGGACCACAAAAAGGCUUGCAGCACACGUCUUGAGAAGAAUUACAAGGUUGCAAUAGCGCAUAUUCUCGAGAGCCACUGCGUGCCGUCCGAUAUGGACGUCAUUCCAUUGCCUAGCGCCGUGCCUGACCUCAUCCCAGGCCUCGAGGCCAUUUUUAGUUUCAAAUGUCCCGCCCCAAACUGCCCUGAGUGGUUUAGAGCGACGCUGCAUGGCACAAACAAACGAAAGCAGCGACACGUUAUGCAGCACUGGAGCCGCUCGCACAGGGCUGACUUAGGCGACGCCCCUGCAUUCUUUGAAGGCCGUUUUAUCAUCCGCCCAUAUCUGAUGGUCGUGGACAGCAAAGAUCCUCUCACAUCAAUCGUUGUCGUCUUACCAGAGACGUGGUCUCCGCCUGACACCCCCUUGGCUACAAGUGCUCCCGAUGCACCUAUUAACCGCCUAGGAGCAACCGCACCUAAGGAAGCUUCAUUCCUCAGAGAUAUAAAGUGGCUGGAUUAUGCGCAAAGCUUGCAGGCGGAUACUGCUAAGCUCCAAGCGCUCGUCAAGUUACCUACUAGUAACGAGUAUCACAUCCUGCAUUUGUCUGAGAGGCAAGCACGCUUGGAACGUGGACUCCUAGAGGUUCACCGAUUGUAUAAGGGCUACCUCAAGGAUGCCAAUCAGUUUGUUGAGUCGUGUCAUCCAAACAUUCGAAGCGCUCUGACUUUUCAGACGCAUGCGAAGUAUAGGUUUAUCUCAGCUAAGAGCUACGUUACGUACGGGGCGCCUAUGGUCCGCACCAUUUGUAUGCUAGUGCGCUUUAUACAUUUCAAGACACGCAGAAAAGCCAAUGCCCCCAGCGCAAACAAGUCUCUGCCAGCUAAGCUGUCUCUCGGUACAUUCACUGUGACAGGAAAUGCAGCGCAAUUUAUGGCCGCAAAAUCCCUUUAUCAAUACAUCAUAACCGCUGAAACUCUCAGCUCCACCACUCUCUUGGAACUCGUCCAAGACUUAGUAGUUGUACUAGUCAGACACGAAAUCAAGACCAACAGCAUCAUGGAAUGUCCCACCGACCAAGCCUUAUUCCUAUCAUCCAUUCGAGGCAAGGACCUAUUUCGACUGGCUAGCCCCCUCAUUGGAGAUUGCGCCCGAUUGGCCCACAACUUCUACGCCGUCAUAGCUCAGUUUUCCCGGCUGCAGAGCGGUAGUAUGGCAAAAUUUACCCCAUUUGACAAUGCCAGCUGGAUGGAGGAAACAGCCCAGCCGUCACUUGCGGCUGAACAGCGAUUUGAAGAGUGCUCGGUCGAUGACCUGUUUAGCGACGACCUGUCCAGCGACGACAGUGAAUACGAGGAGGGCGAAGAUGUUGAGGCCGAGGCCAACUCAAGGUUUGAGUUGUUUUCUGAUGAGAGCGACUCGGAUAGUGAGACGGGCGAUAGAUGCCUGCCGCGUAUAGAGGGUGAAACAGAAGGAACCUUUAUGGAGAUCAUCAACGGCUCGUUACAUGACUUUGGAAUCGCAAAAAAGAAAAGUAUUGGAUCGUCAGAUCUGCUGGCAAUCAUUUCUGAGGAGGUACGCUUCCUGAAGCCAAUGGCUGGCGUCCACCCUGGCUAUUCGACGCCUUUCGAUAGAUUCAAGGGCGUCUGUGAGGACGGUCGAAGUCUCACUAUGGAAGACGGGGACCGCCAGCCCCAAACAUUUCAUCUCUUACAGCUUGCAAAUUGCGCGCACGCCCUUCUCACGCAGUUAGAUUCGAACGUUCUGCUUAAUCUUCCAAGCCGCAUUCACAAUCUCUAUUAUGAAUUCGACACAAGUCUAUUCACGGACAACCUUCUGGAGCAAAGGUCGAUAUUUAAGCAGGCGCGCAACAAAAGUCUACUAGCGAAGGUCGUCUCAACUGCCGGCGCCUGCAUCCUAACGCCAGGCGUGAUAAAAGACAAGAAAGCAGCUCGUCAAUGGCUCAAGCAAUGGGAUGAUGACGUCGUGCCUCUAAUCAUAGCUGGAUUUUUCUUGACAUGCGGAGUUCCUCCUCGCGGUUUCCAGCUUCAUUCUAUGUUACUGGACCAAUGCCCAGUUACUGAUAAAGCCCGUAACCUCUUCAUCAUCAACGGCUUACCGGCUCUCGGCAACCCAGUUUCAAAGCAGCGAGGCAAAAGCGUCCAAGAGCGUCUCUGGCUCUUUCCUCAAGCUCUUGCUCGGCCGUUUCUAUUUUACCUUGGAGUUAUUCGGCCCAUUAUACAAAUGCUUCUCAGGGACCUUGGGUGCGACGCUAUGUACCAAGAUACCCACGUCUUUGCCCGAGCACUUCCGCAGCACCGGCCAGAGCGAGAUCUCCCGCAAUUCUGGAAUGGAAGUGACAUCAAUAAGGCCCUUCAGCUAGCCACCGCCUCACUCCCAUUUCGGCUCACUUGCACUGCCCUGCGACGCAUCAUCACUGCAGUGUUUCAUCGCCACUUUCCAGAGCUUUUGGAUAGCCUGACUGGAACGUCUGCGGUGGACGGACAAGCCCAGCAUACCCAGCAGACUGGAGAUACGCACUAUGGACGAGUCUACUCCGCCCCAGCUGCCUUGGGAAUGACGCACGAAAAUGCAAAGCGCUACAUCACCAUGAGCAAAGCGCUGCAAGCUGCUUAUGGACUCGGCGCAGCUGAAGAAAGCUGGCAGGAUAUCGUGGCUAGGCUCCCUUUAUUUCCGACCUGCAAACACCACCACUACGCGUUCUCCGUUGCUAGACAGACCGUACUGCAACAAUACGGUCUAUGCGGUGAUACUUCUGGGAUCAAGAUAACUGCUCAGACUGUCCUCGAAGAUGCUCCGUACAUAAACAGUCAUAUCGUGGCGUUUACUUCUGAGAUUGGUGACGCUGCACUAAUUCAAGUGUCAAGCGCCGUUCUGUUUGGACCAAACCCGCCAGGGAACUCUAUCACAACACCACCUCCGGGCGGGUAUCUGCCUGCCGAUAUAGCUCGCAGCGUAGCUUUUAUCAUAUUAGCUAUCGAAGAGUGGGCCGACGGCACGUUCCAACCGGUGAUACUGGCUCAGCCCCCUGGAUCAAUCCACUUCGAGGAGCUUCGCACUGCAGCAGAGAAGAUCAUACGCAAACUCAGGGAAACUAAUGCGAAGGGAUGGGUCAAGUUAAGCGCUGACGUUCAUGCCUUCCGACAUCCUGCAGCAAGGCAAUUUUGGACUGUGCGCGGCCUGGGACGCACGGAAGAUGAAGACGUAAGCGUGGAUGAUGGUGCGGAACCUGCAGGAGAGGCUAGGUUUGACAACGAGGCACGCUGA